UGGCGUCGUCGUUCAACCAGGAAGUAAAUGUAUUGUGUUUAACAGUAUAUUGUGCUGGUUGUGUGUGCACGGUCUGCCAGGUAACGGAGAUAUUAAACCGUGGCUGUUUAACACAGAGCAAUGUCUCCCGAUGAGCUGGUCUACCUGGGAAUUCUUGCUGCCUCCAUUCCUGUUGGAUUCCUUUUUCGUUACCUCAGUCCUCCUGUGAAGCAGGGGGCAGCUCUUCUUCUGGGCCUCUCUAUUGCCAUCGCCACUUGUCACAUCCACACCCUUCACUCUCUGGUGACGGUGAUCGGAACAUGGAUUAUUAUAAAGAGCAGCUGGAGGCACGCCCCAGCAUUGAGUCUCACCUGGACCUUUCUCUACCUCCUCUUCUUUCGUCUGGUCACUUGGUUCGGUCUGCCACAACCGACACCUUUUGCCAAUGCCAUCCAGCUACUUCUCACGCUCAAGAUGGUGAGUCUAGCGAACGAGGUGCACAGCUUCCACACGGAGAAGAAAAAGGACGUGAGCUCUUUCGCCAAGUCUCCUGUCAUUGGUGGUUUGUCUCAGGAGCCCUCCCUCUACGAUAUCCUGUCCUAUAGCUACUGUUACGCCGGUAUAAUGACCGGUCCAUUCUUUCGCUUCCAAACGUACAUUGACUGGCUGAGGCAGCCUAGCCCGCAGGUCCUGCCUGGCUGGGUGCCGUGCCUGCAGCGCCUGAAGCUGGUUCCGGUCUACGGUGCUCUGUUUCUGUCUGUCAACUCUGUCUUCCCACUGGCCUACGUUCGCACGGAGGAGUUCUUGGAUCAAAACUUUUUCUUUAGGUUAUUCUACAUGAUAGCAGUGUUCUUUGUGUUUCGGAUGCGUUUCUAUGCAGCGUGGUGUGGAGCUGAGGCUGGUUGUAUCAGUGCAGGUCUGGGCUGCUAUCCAGAAAAGGCGCUGUCCAAACCUGGAGGAGGACCCACCGUCAACUACAGUCCUGAUCCCACAGCUGAAGAGAAAUACGACUUCAAAACCAUCCAGAACAUUGACUGCUACAACACUGACUUCUGUGUGAAGGUCCGUCAUGGCAUGCGUUACUGGAACAUGACAGUGCAGUGGUGGCUGCAUCACUACAUCUACCCCAAUGCUCCCUUCAAAGCCUACGCUCUCAGGGCCGGCUGGACCAUGUUCAUCAGCGCCUACUGGCAUGGACUACAUGUUGGCUACUACCUGUCCUUCCUCACCAUCCCCCUGUGCAUCGCAGCCGAGUCUGCCAUGGAGGCCUCGGUCCGAGCCAAGCUGGGUCCUUUAGGACAGAACAUCUUUGACUGGGUUCACUGGUUCCUGAAGAUGAGGGCCUACGACUACAUGUGCAUGGGCUUCGUGCUGCUGAAGGCCACUGACACCAUCAAUUACUGGAUGUCCAUCUACUUUAUCAUGCACAUCAUCGCCGUUUGCUGUAUAAUAGUCGGCAGGGCUCUGAAGGUGGCUGGAAGGGAAGAAAAGAGAGGGCACAAGGAGGAGAAAAGAGAGGGAGAGAAGAUAGAAAACGUGAAAACUGGAGAAAAAAGGGACUGAGUGGAGGUACAGAGAAAAACAGGGUGGUUCUGUUUUGGGACAUGAGGAGAAGUUCCUUUAAGACAUUGAUCAAGCGGACAUUCAUCAUCAAAUAUAAUAGUUGUUAAUUAUUCCAAAAUGCAUUAAAUCAAACAAAAGUGUGGCAAGUAAAGUCGGGUCAAAAACAUUCCAUAUUUGUACAUAAAAAUACUGUGAACAGUGGGAGAGGAAUGUUAGAGCUCAAUGAAUGUUGUAGUGUGAGUGGCAACUGGUGUGUCAAUAGUACCUUCAGUCCCCUCAUCUGAGCGUCUGCCUGUCCAGUAUGUGUACUUUCAUUAGAUCAUACAAGUUCCAGUUUUAAGUGAUCUGUAUUUCUGGUCAAGAUGAAAUGUCAAGUUGCUGUUUUAAAAACAGGCAGUAGGGUGAGUCAAGCAACCAACAACCCACUUAAGCCUCCUAAUCAUUUUACAUUAUGUUUAUAAGAGAAGCAAUUGAAUGGGAUUAAAAAAAAAAAUCUGUAUUUUGUUACACAAAGUUCACACUGGAGUACAGAAUGGAUAGAUUGUGAUGGAAAAUAAUAAUUUGAUGGUGUCAUCAUUAGGGCGCAGCUAUUAUUUUUGGGUGUGAGCAUUACCAAAGAAACAGAAUAAUCCUUCUGCAGUUUGUUGUCUUAAAUCAGCACCGUGACUGUUUUCGACCACGAUAAAGAGUUUAAAUGGGAUUAGUAAAAUGCAGAAAAAUUACAACCUAGUUUUAGGUUGUUUUAGCUUUUGGUUGUCGGCAUUAUAAUCAUCCUUCUUUAUUUUGUUUUACGAUUCUGUGCUUUGGUUUACUUCCUUGAUCAAGUGAAUCCAAAAUGUCUCCGUUUGGAUUUUUGCCUGUAACUCUGAGCAUAUCAGGAACAUUUGCACUGACAUCUCUAUAGCUGCGUUGCAUGGGAUGAAGUGUGUGCCAUGUGUGAGAUAGACAGUCCGUUCACUGCCAACAUGUCUGUACUGCCAUCGUGGAUCAUUCAGGGUUGGGACCAAACAUUUAUUACAAAAGGUUUUACAUCAAAACUAUAAGCUGCCAAUACAAGUCACAAUAACAGCCCGGCUAGGGCUGGGCGGUAUGGUUGAAAUCAUUAUCACAUUGUUAAAUAAGUUAUUUUCCAAAAUUGAUAUGUAUGUCACAAUAU
Messenger RNA from Etheostoma cragini (Arkansas darter), 2698 nucleotides. RefSeq names its product membrane bound O-acyltransferase domain containing 7 (gene mboat7). Bases 121 to 1542 code for a protein of 473 amino acids. Gene Ontology annotation, cellular component: membrane; mitochondria-associated endoplasmic reticulum membrane contact site. Gene Ontology annotation, molecular function: lysophospholipid acyltransferase activity. Gene Ontology annotation, biological process: phosphatidylinositol biosynthetic process; lipid modification. The record is from RefSeq and is a predicted model, not a curated record. The transcript has 9 exons. NCBI's taxonomy places the organism in Eukaryota, Metazoa, Chordata, Actinopteri, Perciformes, Percidae.